AUGUCUCUAAAAUCAGCAAAAGAAAUCUGGGAUUACCUCAAGGCUGAGUAUGCAGGAGAUGAGAGGAUUCGUGGAAUGAAAGUCCUGAAUCUAAUUAGGGAUUUCGAGUUACAGAAGAUGAAGGAGUCUGAGUCAGUGAAAGAAUAUUCUGACAGACUUCUUAGCAUUGCCAACAAGGUGAAAUUGCUUCGUUCUGAGUUGAACGACUUUAGAAUUGUAAUAAAGCUGCUAGUCACUAUUCCAGAGAAGUUUGAAGCCACCAUUACUACUCUGGAGAACACCAAGGACCUAUUAAAGAUUUCUCCUGCAGAGCUCUUGAAUGCUUUACAAGCACAAGAGCAAAGAAUAUCCAUGAGUCAAGAGGGAGUGAUAGAAGGUGCCUUACCUGUCAAGCAUCAAGACAACAACAGGUAUAAAAAGAAGAAAAAUUUUAAGAACCAGUUGACAAGUGAAGAAAAUUCAUCAGGCAAUUAUCAGAAGAGCAAAAGAGGAGGUGUCAAGAAAUCCUAUCCACCUUGUCACCAUUGUGAGAAGAAAGGCAGAGAAUCAAGUGAGAGCUGGUUGAUUGAUAGUGGGUGCACAAAUCACAUGACGUAUAACAAGAAGCUCUUCGAGGAAUUGAGAAACACUGAAGUCAAAAGAGUGAGGAUUGGAAAUGGUGAGUACUUAGAAGUCAAGGGAAAAGGCACAUGCUUGAUCAGAGAUGCUAAUGGCAGAAACUUGUUCAAUGUCAAAAUGAAGGGAAAAAGUUUUGCUCUUAAUCCAAUGGAAAAUGAGCAAAUUACUUUUAAACCCAGAGUUAGUGCCACUGAGACUUGGCACAAGAGACUUGGGCAGUUUCACAAUCGAGGAUUGCUUCAAAUGCAGUCGAAAAAGCAGGUGGAAAGACUUACAGACAUUGAUGAUGAUCUACCUCAUUUUUGA
This is a messenger RNA of Gossypium raimondii (Peruvian cotton), 924 nucleotides long. RefSeq lists its product as uncharacterized. The record is from RefSeq and is a predicted model, not a curated record. The transcript is spliced from 3 exons. The coding region runs from base 1 to 924 and encodes 307 amino acids. NCBI's taxonomy places the organism in Eukaryota, Viridiplantae, Streptophyta, Magnoliopsida, Malvales, Malvaceae.